GCGGGGCUAACCAAUCAGCGCGCAGUAAAUUUAUCAUCCUUGUUUUGCCAAGACGUCCACUUCCUCCGCCCACGUCUCGGGGUUUCAAAACAAAAACAGACGGAGGGGUAAGGUGGGAGGUGUUCGUGAACUUGAGGGAAGUUUAGGGGAACACCUGAGGGUCCCACACGAUGCCACACCGGGGAGAGAGGGGCCGGAACCGUUCAGGAAACCACACGGGCGGGGAGAAUGGUGACCGAGCGGGGCAGGAGAACAACAACCACGAGUUCUGGUGCUGUGUGCCUGGCUCCUCGGGGUGCCAGCUAGGCAGCCCCGUCAGCCUGGCCAACCCCGAGGACGUCGUGAAGGUGGUCUGCAACCACGACGGCUGCCCCGAGGGACCUUACAUGCACAAGCAGUGCUUCGAGGAGUGGGAGGAGACCGUGCUGACGUUCCUCCGGUCCUCGGGGAGGGCGCGCAGUUGGUCCGAGAAGCAGCGACGCCAGAACCUGUGGACCAAGAAGGGGUACGACCUGGCCUACCGUGCCUGCGCCUGCAAGUGUGGCAAGGGUCACCUCCGCAAGGACCUGAACUGGAUCCCCGAGAAGCCAGCUCCAGAGCACCCCGCCAUGCGAGUGGACAACGAGCCAGUGGCGCCGAGGAAACAGAAGAAGAAGAAGAAAAACGACAAGCCAGAUCUCGGGAAGGGUCCUCUAAGCCAACCCCCCUCCGCGGCUGUCAAAGCUCGCCACCGCCAUGCCUCCUCCUCCUCCACCCUCUCCGACACCAGCCUGGCUAGUACCCCCCCUAGCACCGCGAUGGACUACGCCCCCUCCCCCUCCCCGCCGUGGGAGAGCACCCCCUCCCCCCGCAGGAGUCGCACCGAGUCACAGUCCUCCGACAACAACAGUGGCAACUACUACUACAACGCCUCCAUGUUCACCAAGAGACUCGACCUCUCACUUCUAUACAGUGUCUUACCUCCGGACAAGCUGAACCCCAUCCACAUCAAGAUGGAGGAUGAAGGCCAUGCGGACGACACUCGCCAGUUCGUCCUGUCCAACCUGACCGCCUACCGUGUCAGCACCAUCCCGUGCGUCCUGUGCAACACGCAGCUGCCUGUGUUCGACCGCUACCCUCUGGUGGACGGGACCCUGUUCCUCACACCGCAGGACUACAAUGCCCAGAGUAUACGAGUGUUCGUGUCGGGGCGGUGGCUGUACCUGUCCGCGGUCUGCGUGCACUGCCUCAUGGGUAUACAAACCUGCGUCGUGUGCAAGAACUGCAAUGCACGCUGGGACGGCAGCUCGCACCAGCUGGGCACCAUGUACACCUACGAUAUACUCGCCGCCAACCCGUGCUGCCCGCACCGCGUGAGUUGUAAAUCCUGCGGGAAGCCGGUCCGCGACCCCAGCCAGGGCACGCACUUCUACUCGGAAUACUCCACGUCCGUUCAAUGUCCGCACUGCGGGGUCCCGGACUACCACUUUAUAAAACCCCUCAGCACCUUCAAGCAAGUGUCAGAAGGUUUAGCCUGUUAAUGUAAGCUAUUGCUUAGCACUAUACAGACACUGCUGCAGUAUCCUCAGCAUUAGUAAGCUUGAAGAGCCUGGUAUCUGGGCUAUGGUGUGAUCAGGGCAGUGGUCUCUUAGCUGUGGAUUAGGGCUCGAAAUACCACCUGAACACGUGUCUUACAGCUAGUGAAAUUUUAGCGGAAGGCAUAGACUUCUUUCUGCACCAGUGAUUGCUUGAUGCACUUAAUUUUAUCACCUUUUUAGAAAAGGUGGAAAGAAGAAGUCAGAGUAUAAGAGAUUUUGCCAGCUAGUCCGGGAAGUGAUUUGUUAUUUUGAUUUAGGUCAAUCCACCCUGAGGCAUACUACUACUGUAUGUCUUCUGAGAAGUGUAGGUUCAGGGUCUAGCUCCUUAAAAAUGAAAUCUGUGGCUUGCAGCAUUCUUUUUGAAGGACAUGCAGCAUUACCUUUUAGUAAUGUAGCCAAGGUGAACCUGCACAAUGCUCAGAGGUGGAAGCAUGCAGCCUGUUGAAGAAAGAAUUCAACUUGCUAUCAAACAGUUGAUGUCAUUCUGCAACUGUCCAUAAUCUGGUGCAAGUAUGAAGCAAAGAAGUACUUCGAGCCUCCCACGUUUGGCAAUUUUCAGUACUGACUAGCAGUGGAAUUUCCAGUUUUAAAAAGGCAUUAUGGAAAUCCUUCUGCUUACUAUGCCUUUUGUUGUAAACAAGCCAUUUAAGUGACCACUGUCCAGACACCACUGUCCAUGAUGAGCUAAUUUUGCUUCACGUUGGUGGAAAUUAUUUCUUACUGUUAGACCAGGCCAUCUGUGUUUUGUGUGUUAGCUCCCAGAAGGAGCCUGGUAUUAAAAUGUGGCCAUGUCAUCUCUAUUGUGCACAAUUUGUGGCCACGCAUGCUUCAUGCACCCUUGACUCUAUGUGGUGACAACAGUCACACAGUGACGCCUGAGUUGAUUUCAAACAGUGCAGGUUAUAUUUAGACUGGAGAUUGAGUUAUAACAGUGACAUGAUCAGCAGGUUGACAUGAGUGGGGGUUGGAAUGUCAGCUAAAGGAGGGUCCAUUGUAUCUGGGACUUAAUCUGUGUCUCUUAAGCAAUCCUGUGAGGGCAGAGGGCACCAAAGUAAAUGAAUUAUAAUUUGGUCACUUCAAAUGUGGAAAGUUAUUCUCCUUCUUGCCACAUUUCAGGUAAUAACUGGAUGACUGAAAGUUUUACAAAUCACUGGCAAGAAUAUACUUUGUUCUACAUUAUGAUUAUCUGAUUCAUGUAUCAAUGAGAGAUUGCAAAUUUGAAAUGUCUCUCCAGAUUUACAGUGAUCACCACCCUUUCUGCGUACCUCACUUCCUCACGCACACCCAGAAUUUAUCUACUGGACCUCCCCUGACUGAAUAAGACCCCAAACUGAUCUUGUGGACCUUCCCUGACUGGAUAAGAAGCUUUCCUGUAGAACAUCCUUUGAUCUGGCCUGUGUUCAGCUGAUCUUGGCUCAGGUUGAUUUACCCCCAGGUCCAUAAGAUGCAGGGGGGAGCUGGCAAGCGGAAAUUUGGGCAGUUUUUUUUAAACACCUCUUUAUUCUCUUCCACUGUUCCAGCCAAGAUCAGUUAAUCUUCAGCAGAAGGUUGUAGACUGAUUUGAUGCAGAUGCAUGGCCGAGUUGGAGUACUGUUCGAACAGGUGGAAAUAACAGCAUGAGAGGUUGCCAGCCUGUUAGGGAGCGAUCAGUUCACGUCCUUGAGACUGAGCUAAAUUGAUGUGUACAUAAGUUCCUAACUUUUGACAUGUACUAAUUGUUUGACUAAACUUCCCAAUUUACCAAAAAAGGCUGUAGGACAAGAUUAGAGCUGGCAGGUGUUCUUCAGGACAUGUAUGUACAUUGUUCGAUAAUAGUGUUUGCAUGAAUCUGAUGAGCAAAAGGGCACCCCCCCUCCCAGUUUUAGUCUUGCUGGGUUCCUUCCUGUUUCUCCUGACCUACAUAUGACCUUACUUCUGGCACACGUCCAUCCUGAGUUGGAGUCUUCUGGCAGUGGCACUUGUUUUGUUGUUCUAGGUCGGUGGCAAAGGUUAGAGUUCAGAGGUUAUUUCCCCCAGGCUGACUUGACCUUGUAAUGUCAGGUACAUGAGCUGGGGUGCCUAUGUAAUGUCCUUGGAUUGACAAGGGCAAAGAAUUUGUCUUUCAGCAGUGUCACUUAUGUGGUAGUAAAGGUUGAAGGUUAUAGCUUAACCUUGCAGUAUGUGCGGUAACAUGGUAGGCUUGAGUUGUUCAGGGGCGAGUAUACAAAAUGUAUGUGCCUUAUGUGGCAAAGCUGGUAACUGGUUGUAACUUUGUGAAUCUGCAAAAAGGGGCAACUGUAUGGUUCUCUCAGUUCUAGCUGAGCAACUGACUUUUGAGGUUCCAGAUAUUGAACCCUGGUCACUGAAACUUGGAGUUAUUUUCAGUAUUGUAUGGAGAAAACGGUAUUGAAAGAGUACUGAGAUGUAAAAUUUUGAGGAGAAAUGGCAGUUUAAAGAAACAAAAAGAGGAGGAUAAAGAAAAGUGUGCAUUAGUCUGUCUGAUGCUGGGAUCAGUCUGGGUCACGUUGUGUCAUAUGCAUGGACAUGUUUACUUGAAUAUUUAUACACAACAAAGAUUGCCAGCCAGAAACUAAAAAUAGUAUCCUGACAACAAUACAUAUGCACACUUAUUGUGUCUGUGAGAAUUCUGAGAAGGCUUUGUAUGAGAUGAAGUCUGUUGAAAUUGAUGCAUGUUAUUUCUUUGUUCAAGAGCAAAGCUAUGUCAGAAUGUUGAGGCCUAAAAAUAAAUCUAUUUACUGGCGAUGAAGAGGUCUGUCCUUGCUUUGAUUGAAGUCUAGCAGAUGUUAAUAAGUGUGG
Branchiostoma belcheri (Belcher's lancelet) is the source of this 4373-nucleotide messenger RNA. RefSeq names its product headcase protein-like. Lineage: Eukaryota; Metazoa; Chordata; Leptocardii; Amphioxiformes; Branchiostomatidae. The record is from RefSeq and is a predicted model, not a curated record. Bases 171 to 1520 code for a protein of 449 amino acids. The transcript is spliced from 2 exons.